This is a messenger RNA of Helianthus annuus (common sunflower), 817 nucleotides long. Its product is annotated as LOB domain-containing protein 21. The transcript has a single exon. The record is from RefSeq and is a predicted model, not a curated record. Bases 48 to 536 code for a protein of 162 amino acids. NCBI's taxonomy places the organism in Eukaryota, Viridiplantae, Streptophyta, Magnoliopsida, Asterales, Asteraceae.
CGCUAUAUGUAUAUUUUGCAAAAGGGGAGGAAAGAAAAAGCCAAUUCAUGAGAAGCCAAGAGCCACGAGCAAGUUCUUCUUGUGCAGCUUGCAAAUUCAUGAAAAGGAGGUGCACACUUAACUGCCUCUUUGCACCUUAUUUUCGAGCCGAUGAGCCAAAAAAGUUCGCCAAGGUCCAUAAGGUUUUCGGAGCUAGCAAUGUCACCAAGAUCCUAAAUGAGGUCCCCGAGCCACAAAGACAAGAUGCGGUCAAUUCCUUGGUGUUUGAGGCCGAGGAGCGGCUCAAAGACCCAGUAUAUGGAUGUAUUGGGGCAAUAGCGUCUUUGCAAGAUAAGAUGUUCCAGCUACAGCAUGAUCUAGCCGUGGCUAAAGCUCGGCUAGCUAGAUGCUCUACUAGAACAUCUUAUGCUUCUUGUUCCACUACUUCACCAUUCUCCAUGUUGGAUGGUGAAUUUGGUAUGACACCUUUUGACAUCUUUGUGGUGGAUCAGGGUUGUGGAUUGUCGAAUGAGUUUCGUCAACACCCAUUUCCAUGACGUCAUUUCAAACUCACCUCGAACGUUUGACUUUGUAUAUGAAAACGAGAGCUCUACGCUCUCCCUAGCUCUUCUAUCGUUGUUAAUUUAGGGAUGUAAUGUGUGUUCUCCUAGAAGUGCAUUUGAACGACUUCUAUGGGACUAAUAUUAUAGUUCAUCAACUCAUCUCCUAGAUGUUAUGGGUUUAAUUCGUGCAUAAUGUUUUAUUGUUAUGUGGAUUUGAAGAGUUGAUGGGUAUUAAUGUAAUUAUUGAUGUUGAAAAGAUUGCUUUUCUUUUGGCC